AGAAAUCAACAAAAGAAAAACUAACUCAACAUCCUAAGAUAGAGAGAAGGAGAGAGGGGAAAAGACAAAAAACCUGAUGAAGAUGAUCGAAGAGAGAUUCCUCUAAGAUCAUCUUAGAGAAAAAGGCAGCAUUACAACAAACAAACUGAAUAACAAACCUCUAAUUACAUUGAUCAUUGAUUAUUAUUAUUCUUUUUGGGAUAAUAAUAAUCAUAAUUAUCAAUUAAUUAUUUGUUUAAUUAAUCACAUUUUGCUGCCUUUUUUUUCUUGAUUCAUUCAGGGUUGUUGUUCUCAAUCCCCCCACUCCCCACCAUCCACUUGCAUUGCAUCAUUCUUGAUUUCUUAGAAGGAAUUCCUUUUCGUCGCGCUCAAACCAAACAAACCACAUUGUUGUUGGGAAUCAUCUUGGAAGAAGAUAUACUGAGGUUUCUAAUGUAUUUGUUGAGGGGAAGGUUGUAAGGAAGAAAAAAAAUUGAAAUAUGAGAGACCCUGAAGUUAUCUUUGGACCCAAGAGCUGCAUUUGUUUUUGCUUUCCAUUGUAGGAUACAAGUUUUGCCUAGUUUAUUAGUUACUUUCAUCUCAAAAGCCUGAAGGGUUUCUCUAUACAGAUAAACCUGCCAAAUUUUGUACAUAUGAUUUCGUAUAAUCAUAUAGCUUCUGGUUUGUAAAGAGCGGUACGAAUUCGCGGCGGUGGCUGUUGCGUUCUUACUCAAAUGGAAUGCAUAUGCGAUCGGUUUGGAUUUUGGCUCAGAGUUUGUGUUGGCUUGAUUUCUCUCUGGGGAGUUCAACGCUGUUGGUCUCUCAACGACGAAGGAAUUGCUUUGUUGGAAUUUCGGGUAAAAAUAACUUAUGAUCCUUAUGGUGCUCUGGGGAAUUGGAAUCCAAAUGAUUCCGAUCCUUGCAAGUGGUCGGGUGUUCGAUGUGUUGAUGGUAAAGUGCAAACGCUGGACUUAAAUGGACUAUCAUUGGAAGGGACAUUAACUCCUCAUCUUGGGAAACUUAAUCACUUGAAAUCUAUUGUGUUACGCAAGAACAAUUUUUCUGGUGCCAUUCCGAAAGAACUUGGAGAUCUAGACAAUCUGGAGUUGUUGGAUUUAAGGGAGAAUAACUUGAUUGGAAAUAUCCCCGCAGAAGCCGGGAGGAUGCUGUUGAAACAAUUGUUGGUUCAUGACAAUAAAUUUGAAGGUAGCAAUUCUCAAGCACUCGAGAACAUGGGACUGCCUUCUAAAUCACUAGUUAUCGAGAACUAUUCAUCGCCCCUGGCAAAUUUGUUUCAGUGCAAGAAUAGAAAGUUUGCAUACUGCGCGUGGUAUAGAGAUCUCAAGCAAUGGAACAAGGCAGAGUUUUUGGCAGUUCCAAUUAAAGGAGCACUUAAAAGAUAUCUCAAUGUCAUGGCUCUACCACUGUUCAAGCUAGGAAAGGCUACAUCUCAUGGUUAUGCAGAGAAUUACUGUGCCGGUCUUCCUAGUUCUGGCGAGUUGGAGAUUGGCUCAAAUUUAUCAAAUCUGAUCAGUUCUGCACGUCGUAGGUUGCUUGAUCAGUCCAGUAACCUCGCAGCUGCACCUUACAAUGGACCCGUUAUACAGAUCAGUUAUCUUCCAAUUACCACAAGUAGUGGAUCUUUCUCCGCUGUGCCAGAUCCCAAUAAGAAACAAAAUCAGUCCCUUGCACCACUCAAUUCAUCUGCUGGUUCUCAAACAAGUGAACCAAAUUCAGCUAAUGGUGCUCCAAGAAAACUCUGGAAAUAUGUUAUUAUUAUCUCUGGUGUCGUUAUCUUGGUUAUUUUUAUUGCGAUCUUGCUUUGCGUCUUGCGAAAACGAGCUGCAAAAGCUAUAAAGCCCUGGAAGACAGGAAUAAGUGGACAGUUGCAAAAGGCAUUUGUAACAGGGGUCCCAAAGUUGAAUCGAUCAGAGUUGGAGACGGCAUGUGAAGAUUUCAGCAAUAUCAUUAACACUUUUGAGAAGUGCACGGUAUAUAAAGGAACACUGUCCAGUGGAGUCGAGAUUGCUGUUGAUUCUACUAUUGUUACUUCUACUGAGGAUUGGUCAAAGAGCAUGGAGAUAGCCUACAGGAGAAAGAUUGCUGCCCUAUCCCGUGUUAACCAUAAGAACUUUACCAAUCUUAUUGGUUACUGUGACGAAGACGAACCAUUCACAAGGAUGAUGGUCUUUGAGUAUGCUCCAAACGGAAGCUUAUAUGAGCAUUUACAUGUUAAGGAUGUUGAACAUCUCGAUUGGAGUGCAAGGAUGAGGGUUGUUAUGGGCACAGCUUAUUGUCUUCAUUACAUGCACCAUGACCUGAACCCUCCGGUCUCUCAUUCCAACCUUAACUCAGUUUCAAUAUUGUUAACAGAUGACUUUGCUGCUAAGAUUUCAGAGAUCAGUUUUGGCACUAAUAGAUUUCCUACCAGCACAACUGGAGAGGACUCUAAGAAAUCCGAGUUGCCUCCCCAACAAGGUCCUGAAACCGAUGUCUAUAACUUUGGAAUACUGUUGCUCGAAAUCAUUUCUGGGAAACUACCUUAUUCUGAAGAACAAGGACACCUUGUGAACUGGGCUUCCGAGUUUUUGAAUGAUAAGCGAAACAUCGGCUGUUUGAUCGAUCCAACUCUCGAGUCGUUCAAAGACAACGAACUUGAUGUGAUAUGUGAGGUGAUAAAAGAAUGUGUUCAAUCUGAUCAAAGGUUAAGGCCAACAAUGAAGGAAAUAAUUUGCAAAUUGAGGGAAGUGCUUAAUGUAUCGCCUGAGCAAGCAGUCCCGAGACUUUCUCCACUCUGGUGGGCCGAACUCGAAAUCUUGUCAGUGGAGGCCACUUAAAUUUGUGUUUUGUAAAUCAAAGCCUCUCUCCAACCUGAACCAAGCUGACAGAGUAUAUAUAGCUUUGUGAUGGUAUUUGCAACUCGGAAAAUUCUUUUUUUCUUUGAUUCCAUUUGUUCCCUUGGAACUCCAUAUGAUUAAAAUACCAUAGCUAUUCUUGUGUACCAAAGGAUGUGUGUUAAGUUACUUUGCUGCAAGUGGGGUGUUGUUGUACAUUUGUACUUUUGUUAAUGAAGCUUUGUUGCAAGUGGGGGUGUUGAACAUUUGUACUUUUGUUGAUGAAUCUUGAAAUGUAAGAAAUCUUGAUAUAUUAUAUAUUGCUAUUGCUAUCAAA
Vicia villosa (hairy vetch) is the source of this 3150-nucleotide messenger RNA. RefSeq names its product protein MALE DISCOVERER 2-like. Lineage: Eukaryota; Viridiplantae; Streptophyta; Magnoliopsida; Fabales; Fabaceae. Gene Ontology annotation, biological process: protein phosphorylation. Gene Ontology annotation, molecular function: ATP binding; protein kinase activity. The transcript has 14 exons. The record is from RefSeq and is a predicted model, not a curated record. The coding region runs from base 714 to 2816 and encodes 700 amino acids.